Molecule: messenger RNA, 1770 nt
Organism: Malassezia vespertilionis
Lineage: Eukaryota; Fungi; Basidiomycota; Malasseziomycetes; Malasseziales; Malasseziaceae
Exons: 1
Coding region: 1-1770 (589 amino acids)
Biological process (GO): regulation of DNA-templated transcription
Molecular function (GO): DNA-binding transcription factor activity
Source: RefSeq, a predicted model, not a curated record
AUGGAUACGACACACGCGCGUGCCAACUUUUCGCCACUAGCGGGUGAUGCGGUGCCCGGCACGGCUGACGCAGCCUGUGCGUUUGACUCGUUCAUCCAUGCGGAGCUUUGUGCAUGCCCGAGCGGCGAGAGCGAAGCGGAGCCCGAGUUUGGCUUCGCACCGCUCUGCGGCGCGCCGACACACAAAGAGCACACCGAGAGCGGUAAUCCAAUAGCGCUGACCCGCGGUGCGUACGCAUUUCCGAACGCGCCUCCUCUCUGGGACGGCGCUCCCACCUCGGCGCGGGAAGGCACAGGCAGCAUGAAGCAGGAGCCUGACCGUGAUCCGCUCGCUCUUGUAUUCAAGCAAGGGCAGAAACCCGACGUUCAAGCUGCGUGGUACUCCUCCGAAGCGCCGAGCAACACUGCGGCACUCGUGUUGGACCACGCCGAUAAGCGGCGCAAGGUAUCAGUCGGCGCGGAAAGCGCGCCGGACGACGACAUGCUCGUACAGCCCGCGGAGCAUAUACAGCUCAAAUCAGAGCGUAAAGCGAGCGGCUUGCGGCGUCCGCGCCCGUCCGCAUCGCAAACCACCGAGGCCGGGCAGCCUUUCCCCGUGAUCGAUACCUCUGCGAAGCAUUCGUCCUUGUUUGUUCCGCCCGACACGUCUGGCCUGACAAAGCGCGAAGCACGCCUUGUAAAGAACCGUGCCGCUGCGUUCCUUUCUCGCCAGCGCAAACGCGAACAGUUCGACGAGCUAAGCGGCAAGUGCCGCAUCCUUGCGCGCCUCAGCUGGCACUUGUGGGAUGCGCUCGCACACACCGGCGAUGCCCAAGCCAUGCUUGGCAAUGCACACGGCACGCAGACCGAUCGUGUGCUGCAAGGCACACAUCUCGGCAAGAAGCUUGCGUCCGAGCCCGACGAGAUGCGCGCAAUGCUUCAUCAGCUGCUCACGCAUCAAGACGCGUUCUGUCUGGAGCAGACAGAGCUGCGCGAGAGUACGCCGCGCCAAAGCGCACGUCCAAACUCCGAGUGCGAGCUCAGCGCUCAGUUGUAUGAUGCACAGGCCGAAUGCGCUGCGCUGCGUGCACGAGUCGCAACGCUCGAGCGGGAAAAGAUGGGCGCCAAGGCCGAGCAAGGCAGCUCUGCGACCCUCUUCUUCCAGCUUGUUGACCAGCUGCUUGGCCCUCGCGAUCAUCACGGAAGUGUCCAGCUGCAGCUUGCGCAGCGGAAUCAUGCAUUGCUAUGCACGCUGGGCAGCGAACCGCCGCUGGACUGCGAUGGCAGCAGCGAUACGUCCAUGCCCUCACUCUCCUCCACGAGCAGCCUCAGCUCUGCAGCAUCCAGUGGCGCAAAACGUGCACGGCGCGUGCUUGCAUGCUGCAGCGCCCCCGCACGGCCCGCCGCGUUGGAUGCUGCAGGGCUGCAUCCAUUGUACCUCGACGCAUGGGCCGAGCAGCACGCCAAGCAGGUGCUCGGUCCCCACCAUACCCUACCCGAGCCCGCGAUCGAUGCUUUGCACUUGCAGCUGCAUGGUACUGAUCUGCAGCAUACGUGCUUCUUGAUCGCGUCGUGGGAAAACGACGGCAGCGAAGCGCCGCGCCUUUCCUUGUACGUGCGCCGUGAAAAGCAGGCGCAGCCCGGUGCUGCUGCAGUGCGGCGCGUUGCCGAUACCAUUCAGGAUGCACUGCAUUUGCUGGGGCAUGAGAUGGAGGCGGACGGCGCGGAUGUGCCGCUACGCGCCGCGCUCAAAUCCGAGCCACGGAUCCUGUCUGUACCAUUGCCUCCGUAG